AUGGAUACUGAGUCAACUGUAGCAGAUGAAAGAAAAAAUGACAAAGAAUAUUCUUCUUAUUCUGAUGAAAUGAAGGCACUAUCUGCUUCUGUCAUAAACAAAGAGUUUAGUUCAAAAAUUUUGAGAAAUUCUUUGGCUGGAACACAAGUUGGAUUUUUGAAGAAAAAACUUCUUGUUCUUGAUAUAAAAGGGGUGCUAAUGGAUAUAGUUUCUCCCCGUCCAAAGGAUUAUAGAGCAGAUGCAACCAUUGCCAGGCAAGCAAUAUUCAAGAGGCCCUUUUGUCUUGAGUUUCUGAAGUUCUGCUUAGAUAAAUUUGAAGUCGGUGUAUGGUCUUCAAGAUUGAAGAAAAAUGUUGAUAGAGUCAUUGAUUAUUUGAUGGGAGACUUGAAAAAGAAGUUGCUUUUCUGUUGGGAUCUUUCUCAUUGUACUCAAACAAGUUUCAAAACUCUGGAAAACAGGCACAAGAAUCUGGUCUGUAAGGAUCUAAGGAAACUUUGGGAGAAACACUACCCUAAUCUUCCAUGGGAGGAGGGAUAUUAUAAUGAAUCAAAUACAUUGCUGUUGGAUGAUUCUCCUUAUAAGGCAUUGCUUAAUCCUCCACACACCUCAGUCUUCCCUCAUACAUUCAGUUACCAGAAUAAGAGCGACAACUCAUUAGCUGUUGGAGGGGAUCUGCGAGAAUAUGUAAAUGGAUUGGCAAAUGCUGAAGAUAUGUCAAAGUACGUCAAGGAACACCCAUUUGGCCAAGAAGGAAUCAGUAAAACAAGUAAAUCUUGGGACUUCUACCUCCAAGUUAUUGGUAGUCUUUCUGCUCUCAACAACAUGAAGACUUGA
Gastrolobium bilobum is the source of this 834-nucleotide messenger RNA. RefSeq lists its product as uncharacterized. The record is from RefSeq and is a predicted model, not a curated record. The transcript is spliced from 6 exons. NCBI's taxonomy places the organism in Eukaryota, Viridiplantae, Streptophyta, Magnoliopsida, Fabales, Fabaceae. Gene Ontology annotation, molecular function: phosphoprotein phosphatase activity. The coding region runs from base 1 to 834 and encodes 277 amino acids.